UUCAUUUCUUCCUCCGCCUUCAGUCUCCUCCUAUCCACCUCUAGCCUUGCGCGACCUGCCCACGCUCGCCGGCCAUGCCGCCGCCACUCUCCUUCCUCCACCCACCUCCCAACCCGCCUGUCCUCCACCCCUCCCCCUUCCACCAGCGUGCCCCCCACCGCCUAUCCCUCCGCGCCGACCCCCCAUUCCGAGCGGCGACGGUGGCGGCGGCAGCGGCAGCGGCCGAGAACCCGUACUCGGCGGCGCCCACUGCGGCGGACGUCGAGAUGUUCCGCGGCGGGGACGGCGUGUGGACGGCGCGGAGCCCGACGGUGGUGGUGCUGUGGGACCUCGAUAACAAGCCCCCGCGCGGGCCGCCCUUCGAGGCGGCCACCUCCCUCCGCGAGGCGGCGUCCCUCCUCGGCCGCGUCGACUCCGUCUCCGCCUUCGCCAACCGCCACGCCUUCACCCACCUCCCCGCCUGGGUCUCCGCCGACCGCCGCGAGCGCCGCGCCCUCGACCGCGCCGAGCGCACGGGCGCCGCCGCCCCGCCCGUCCCCUACUCCUGCGCCGUCUGCGGCCGCCGCUUCCCCACCCGCCCCGACCUCGCCCGCCACUUCCGCCAGCUCCACGAGCGCGAGCGCAACAAGAAGCUCGGCCGCCUCCGCUCCCUCAAGGGCAAGAAGCGCCAGAAGUUCCGCGAGCGCUACAUCUCCAACAACACCAAGUACCAGGACGCCGCGCGGGAGCUCCUCACCCCCAAGGUCGGCUACGGGCUCGAUUCCGAGCUCCGCCGCGCCGGCGUCCAUGUCCGCACUGUCCCGGACAAGCCGCAGGCUGCCGACCAGGCGCUCAAACGCCAGGUGAAGCACGCCAUCGCCUGCGGCGUCGACUGGGUCGUGCUCGUCUCCGAUGACUCCGACUUCACCGACACGGUGCGUAACGCACGCGCUGCCGCCCUGAGGAUGGUUGUGGUUGGGGAUGGGUGUCGCGCGCUCGGAAAGGUUGCUGAUAUUUGGCUGCCUUGGGACAGCGUGCAAAAUGGGGAGGUUGAUGAGGAGAUGAUGCGGAGUGGGAAGGUUCCAGAGUUUAGAUAUGAAGAGGACGAUGAGCAAGAUGAUGACGAGUUCAUAGUGGAUUGGGAUACAAAUGAAUUGGAUGAUGUUAUUGAUGAUAUUGUUACAAGCAGGACUAAAGUGUUUGGUUCUACAACAAUGUCUGCAUUUGCCGAAGAGGACAUUGUUGAUGGUAUAUUGGGGCUUCGACAUAAGGAGGAUGACAUGCUUUGGAGUAGCGACGACGAGGACGAGGAUGGUUAUCUGUGAGAUUUACACGGAUUGGCAGGUUCAUACCAAUAUUCUUCUGAAUGUUAGGACCAACAUAUGGCCAAGUAGUUAAGUCAUUAUCAUCGAUUCAGUCACACUGCUCAAUUUCACGAACUUGGCAAUAUGGCAAUUCUCAGACUUGCUAGGCGGCAGGUUUUGUGAGGCGCUACGAGGGAAGUCUCCAUACUGCAAUGAUCAACUGAUCAACAAGACAAUACCACUGGCUUGUGUUCUUGAAUUCUUGUCAUCUCUACGUGCACUACUUCAGGAUCCAAAGCUUGAUUGCUUUCCUCAGUGCCGCUCUGCACACAAGUAACCAGUAAUUUCAGUAUCUCUUGUUUCUUCACUUCAGAGCCACUUCUGUUUGGUCUUGGAUGAUCAUUCAUCCACGUUAAUAAAGAGAACAUCAUCACCCAACCUUCUUCAGGUGGUAUCCAUUUCUCUGGCAAGUAAGCUGUACCUGUAACUUAACCCCUCGCUAAUCUGUUGACAUGAACAUCAUAGCUUCAGCUGUCCUUUUUUGUCAGUUCCAUAAUGUCACCUCCAUAAGCAACAUUGCAUGUUCACCACAUUUUAUAUCAUCACCAUUGUUCAGCCUCUAAGUUUCCCUAUGCAGUUGUUUCGAACCAAUAUCAUCUGCUAGGCCUUUUGUUAGUUUUCUGUAGUUGGUAUCCUUGAUUUCUUUAACUAUUUUACCAAAUCUCUGUAGGAUAAGCAGCAUCUUGAAUUAUUAAUACUAACCCAGAUUGGGGCACUGAACUCCUGUUUUAAUGUUCCUGUCCUGCCUAUAAAGAAUUUCCCAUAAGGCCACCUCUUGAGAAAAAUGAACAGGGGAAAAUGUAGUGGGAUGUUUGGGGCACUAUAAGUCAACAAGGGUUGGUAACUCAUUACUGGGGGAAACUUUGCACAAAGUUUCAUUACGAUUAAUGGUGGCUUCAAGAUUUCUUGUAGGCAUCAUAAGUCAUUCAGUCUUAUAGCUCUUCAUUAUCUGCAUGCGGUCUUUUUCUUUUCCUCUCAGGUGCUCGUUUUGUCUGGUCCUUCAGUUUAAUGUUUUUAUUUAGCAGCCGUUAUUAUUGGCAAGAACCUAUGGAAUCUAUGUUUGGGCUCAUAACGGUUAGAUUGUUUGGGCUCAUAACACAUUAAAAUUUGCUCCUGCUAUUCAGCUAGAGCCUUGAGCAUUAUACAAGGAUGAACUGUAGGGGCAGCCCAUUACCUUCUGGGUGGAAUUGUCACAACAUGGGCAUCCUUGCUGAUUUUUGGGCACACAUACUUAUCCUCGAUUGGAUAAGUGCUGUACUGGAAAGCAGGUUGGCAAUAUGUGUCCUGCUUGUGUUUUGGGGAAAAUGGCUAACUUGAGGUACAAAUUUUGCAGCAUACUGGAACCCUUGGAUCAGGGGCCUUUGGUUCAAGAAGUUACAAAUUCCAUUUGAGAAACAGAUCCCAAAAGACCACUGAAUUCAAAUCAGCAGAACAGCUCUCGCCUGACAUUCAAGAUGCACUUUGGAUAACAAACAUGCCCCUAGGGCAGUAGCUGGAAGCGAAAGAGAGAACCUCAUAGUUGGAUAAAGUCUUAACCAGGACAGAAGUGCACCCUUGAGGCAGUCCGAAGGAACCAAGAUGAGCGGACAGGCGCUCAGUUGCAAAGAUGAUACUUGAAGAGUGUCUGAAGGCUUGCAAUGGCAUGUCCUGCAAAGGGUGGGUGGCAAUGUGGCAUGGUGUGAUGAGAACAUUGCUAAAAAUGUGGAUGCACUGUCAUGAAUGUGUGCCUUGAAGAUUAACCUGAAACUGUUAAUGCCGUGGGUCAAAGACAAGCUGCCUGCCUGCCUGCCUGCCUGCUGUUUACAGACAUGCUCUAUGUUCUCUCUGUUCUUUCUGCGUUAUACACGUGCUGUAAGUUUCUGAGGAAAGAUGGCCUAGUGACCAGUGGCUGUGCUCAUGAGAACCGAGCAGGUUUGGGCAGCCUGAAGCAGCAGUGGAAAAAAAGAAGGAAAAUCAUGAUCUUCCAGGGGUUGAUUGACUUGAGUUCCAGCCUUCCAGGGGUUCUUACCCAUUAGGGCCACGGUGCAAGCAAAGCCUGGAACUGGAAGGCGUCGAGCCAGCGGUACCGGCCAAUCGCUAGUGGGACGUUGCUAGUACCAGCACAAAGAGGAUACGGCGUCCUGGGUAAUGGGAAUGAUUAGUCCAUUUUUGCAGCUGUAGGAGAACAUACACCAUGAGCAGUACGAGAAUCCAGCGCCUGACGGUGCACCUGACC
Molecule: messenger RNA, 3558 nt
Organism: Triticum aestivum (bread wheat)
Lineage: Eukaryota; Viridiplantae; Streptophyta; Magnoliopsida; Poales; Poaceae
Exons: 4
Coding region: 75-1304 (409 amino acids)
Source: RefSeq, a predicted model, not a curated record